Messenger RNA from Cydia amplana, 2261 nucleotides. RefSeq names its product GATA zinc finger domain-containing protein 14-like. Bases 63 to 2246 code for a protein of 727 amino acids. Lineage: Eukaryota; Metazoa; Arthropoda; Insecta; Lepidoptera; Tortricidae. The transcript has 2 exons. The record is from RefSeq and is a predicted model, not a curated record.
UUCUAUUAAUUCUCGCCUCAAGCAUUUAUACGGCUCGUAUUUGUGAGUGCAGUAUUUGCAAUAUGUGGCUUUGGGUAGGUCUUUAUUUGACAUCGGCAGUGGUCACAGCUCAGAAUACUGUUCUUUCUAGUACAGAAAACAAAUUGCCAACUAAUACCAAAUGUGAUGAAGUGUUACUUAAACUCUGGACGAUAUUUGCUAACCAGUUAUAUAAAGAUGGAGGUGCUGUGAUAGUUCCAAAUCAAGAUCAUAUUAUAUACGCCUUAAAUUUGAUCAAGAAAUCUAUAUUAGGUAAAGAAAAUGGUCAAAAUGGAGAUCUUAAAGAAAAAUUGCUUCUUCGUGAAGCAGAACUAGCGAAAUACAAAGGAGCUUACUUAUACGAUAAUCGGCCAUUACAAGCUUUGCUUGAUGAGCAAUUGAUUAUGAAUGAAAAUCAAAAUGUUGGAGUCCAAUCAUCGCAGUAUACUCUUAAAAAUACUAAUCAAUUAAUUGGGUUAAAUCGUAUCGUGAAAGAUUACACCAGACAUCGUGAUGAAAGCGCUCCCAAUACGAUAGGUGAGAACUCUGACUUAAAUACGAUUGAUUCAAAUAAAAUACUUCACGCAGUUCAGCUCUCGAAGGACACAAAUCAUCUUCUUGGGAGCGAUUAUACAGCUGAUUUAGAUCAUGCUAAGGAGGUUGCUGAUAAAAUGAACAAACUAUAUGAAUCAAGCAAUGAGUAUAAAUAUAAUUUGAAUUCUCACCAACCACUUCGUAAUCUUAAUGAGAAUUAUGUAGCUGCUAGCGUAGGAGUAGUGGAUACUCCAUGGAUGUCAUCUUUUUAUUCUAAGCCUGCUGUCGUGCAAGCAAAUUAUGUGGCACAAAGCCACUCACAUACAAAUAACAUCAAUCAAGAUCGCGACAUAUACCAGCCAAAUACUUUGCAUAAUAUACCGACACAAGGCAUGCACAAUAACGCUGUUAACCAAUCCUAUACAUUAAUCACGAAUGCAGUGCAAUCGAAUGAAAAUGGAUUUAUAAACGCUAUAUCAAAACCAGAAUAUACAAAUCAAUUUAACACAUUUGUCAAUGCUAAAUACCACCCUAAUACUGCUCAUUAUGGUGAAGCAAAGCAAGAAGUAUUACCAAGUAAUCCUCCGAUAACUAGUAACGCAUAUGCCCAAGCGCUUGUUGGCCCUAUGCUAAAAUAUAACAUGUAUAAACACCCUUAUUACCAAAAUAAAAAAGUUGGACAAAUCCUGCAAUAUACAGCUCAAAAUAUGGCUCAAUCUCCAAACGUAAUUCCAAUAAAAACAAAUGUAAAUCAACAGCCGUAUGUACCGAAUAAUCGUUUAAAUUACAAUGUUUACUCUUUACAAAACCCUUACUCCUGGAAAUACUCUAAUUAUCUUCAAAGUAAUGCAUAUAAACAAAGUCAGACUCAACCCUACAUUUAUAUGCCCUAUACUAACAAAUAUAACCCAGUAGUUGCACUAAGGCCAAAUAAUGCAAACGUGAAUAAAGUAUUUCAACAACCAGGUAUGAAUACACAGAAUAGUAUCUACACAAUGCAAAACUACUUAAAUCAGAACUAUUAUCCCAACACUGCAUUAAAUAAAAGAAUCAUACAUGGCAUCCCACACCCUCAAACUGUUAAUGUAAACGCAGUUAAUAGACCUUCACCACCCUACACGUAUAUCACAAGGUAUUUUAAUAAUAAUAACAGACCUUUCACACAACAAACUUUAAAUUACUACAACGAUCAAAUGGUUAUCGAUAAGCUAGCAAAUUGGAUUAGUGGAACGAAUUCAGUGAAAUUGAAUUCAAAUAUCGACACUGAAGCUGAGAUAGAACUGACGUAUAGAGUGAAUAAUCCACCUCCUUUAUACCGUCCAUCGGCUUUCUACGUUAAAUUCCGAAUGCCAUACAAUCAAUUUGCUAAACACUUAGCUGAUUUAUUGAAGAUGCAGGAGAAUCCAAGAUCAGCUUCAUCAAACACAGAUCUGUACAAUGAUUUGGCGUCACAAUACAAUGCUACAGUAAUACCAACAGAUAUGGCAGGAAUUCCCGAAGAUAUAAAAAGUCCAGAGGAAAAGUUUUUAGUUAGAGCGAGAUACAUCCAACCGGACGAAUCAGGGAGUGAGGAUUCAAACUCUGUAGAUAUUAUUAAUUUGGUUAGAGAUGCAGAAUCGAACAAUGCAGAUGUUGAGAAUCCAGUUGACAAUGUAGAAAGCAAUGACCAAACGCCAUUGCAAGGUGUGCAAUAGAGCCAAUUAUGCAGA